AUGGUUUCGAGUAUGAGAAGGCCAUCUCCCUCGCUGCUCGGGCUACCCGUAGAGACCUUGCUGGCUAUCCUCAGGCGCUUAUCAGCAGAGGAGCUGCACGUCCUUGCCGCUUCAUGCGGCACGCUUCGGAAUGUCGUCAAGACAGCUGAUCACAUUUGGCUGCCACUUUUGGCGGACGUGUUGGAUGCAUCUCCGCCCUCCAAGUCCCACAACCUUCGGGCAUUAUCCUCACGUCAGCAGCUACCACCGUGGGAUCCGCAUUUCGGCUCCAUUGGGUAUCUCUCUCCAGCAUCGACCGACCCUUGGCCCGUCUCACGAGCUGAUGCAGAAGCAAACUCGAGCGCACAGCCAUCAGCUUGUCUAAGGAAAGAGAGCUUCGAGGAUGCUCAAUCCCUGCACGACGUUUGGUGCGCCUUCGUGGCCCCGUGGAGGGCGACCCUUGGGUGGUGGGCUGGUGAUCAACCAAGCUACGGUUACAUCAUCAGGGUAGUGCUCGACCCUCACUUUGAUCCGGAAGACCAAGAGCGGCAGACAGCUGGAACGCUCACGCGGGCAGAAUUUGACGCGCAAAGGACCGGACCUACCGCUCAACUUUCUGAACCUGCUUCGGUGCUUCACCAUGCCAAUGCAGACCGAAUGGCAACCUCAAGCGCCGACGCUGGUGCGCGCCUCGCGGCAUCGAGAAGAAAGCAUCCGGCUUUUGUAUGUCAGAAGAUUCAUCUAGUCAAUCGCUUGCACGGCAUGAUCCCUCACGCGCAGCCGGUUUACGCUGCUCCAGGCGAUGGGUCGCCGCCAAUGUCAGUUGAGAUGGGUUUUGAUCGCGCGCAAAGAGAAAUCUCCUGGUCCACUGCGACAUCUUUCGCCAUUCCUCACAUCGCAGUGCCUUCGAGUGAUGGCACUGCUCUCCGCAGCAACGUAUCCGUCGACCUCUCUCUGCCUGGUGUUCGCACAGAAACGCUCUGGAGCCUCAGCUGGCCAACAGUUAGAGAACAAUGGAAAGCCCAUCUUCAGCGCUCCGACCAACCUGCAGCAGAGGGUUCUAGCAGUGCAAGCGCCGGUAGCAAGUCUCGCGAAGCCACUUCCGAUAGACAGGGUGCUCGCUCAGCCGCAGCCGAAAGACACUGGCUGGAUGUCAGCGAAGAUGAAGACGAUGCCGCAUCUGGAAGGUUCGCGGUGCCUGCACGUCACUAUGUAGCAGGACACGAUCCGCUCGACGUGGCUGCCGAGCUUGGUUUAGCCAAUGAGGACGUCCUUCUUACUUCUUCCGCAGAGAGGGCCUCUCCAUCUCGUCCAGAAGAGUUGAGACAGCUUGAGACGGCGUGGAGCGGAACAUCGGACGAAGCUGACGUACCUCACGUAGGCUACGUGCAUGGUCCCGCUGCUACUGGACGAGUGCGGGUGAUGCGUCUGUCGGCGGGCGAAUUCAGACAUGUCACCUACAUCGAAAGUGGAGCUGUAGCUACCCGACGCGGUGGUGUGGGACGAGCAUCGAGGGGUGAUCAUACAUGUGAUGAGGUGACGAUUGCUGUUCAAGACGUCUCUCUGGCUGCUUUAGCCAGUAGACCCUUGCCUCCCGAACUUCAGGACGAUUUCCCGGCUUCAAGUGCCCUUGACGGCGGACGUCGCGGCAGCGUCAUUAGCGAGCAAUUGGCAUACAUGCUUGACGAAAGAAGGCUGGCUCCUAGAGAAGCUUUGCCCUUCCCAAGCAAAGGGCUUCAAGCUGCCCUGCGUCCUUCGGAGUCGCAUGAUCUGCGCGUUGGAGCUUUGCGCAGCAGCCCACCAGGUCAAUCACUAGCUCUGCGCAUGAGGAUGAACCCCGCUCCGCCCUAUAGAGCUUGGCCCUCGCUCAGCCAGCCCAUGCCUGAAGGUCCGACCUUUUACGCUAUCAAAUCACCGCCUCGAGCACCAAUACUAGGUCCUGGGGUGCUAGAUUCUACCGCGCUCAACGCUGACAGCUACAGGCAUCAAGCACCUCUCAGACACCAAGAUCCCGCGAUGACGGGGUUCGACUGGUCUCUGGUCGAAGGAUUGUACGCGAGCAGUUACGGACCUUGGGGCCUCGAACUGCUCUACGUCAGGUCUCGUCUUCUGACGGAAGCAGAUUUUGACGUCCUCACCGAUUCCAAAAGCAUGGGUCUAGGUCCUUCGCAGUGGGUGUCCCCUGUCGACGCGACACGUCCGAUUUCACCCGCGAGCAGAGCAGAGACCUCCCUUUCGGAUCCGAGCAUGUAUGCCGGCACGCAAAUCGGCAUCAACCAGGUGCAGCCAGGUGUGCGAGUCUUGGAAGGGCUCAAGGUGACGGGCGAUCCUCACGUCCCCCGAGGUCAAGUGACUUUUAGAGCUUUUGUAGACGACCCUGCUAGACGAGGAACGCCUUGGCGACCACCGCCUAGAGGAUUCAGGAACCAUACACCUUGGCCCUUCAGGGCUCCUGAAGAAGCUUUGGAUUUCGAUCCAGCCACUGGGCCUGUAGAUACCCGCACACCAGGACUAGUCAUUCCAGGCCACGGACGUUUAGCUGGCGAGGGCUUCGUACGCCCGGGCUGGGUGUCCGCAGUGGUAAGUCCUGCAACACCGUUCGCCUACUCCCUACAUGAGUACUUUCUUGAACUAGUGUCGCUAAUUUCUGCCGCAACUUGUCACAGAUUCACGUCUCUUCGCCCGACCUGUUGCGAAUUUGGUGGCACCCAAUGAUGAGCGUCGCGACUUGCGUCAAAUUGACUGCGUGCUGAUCGACGCCCGACGAGCAGUCUGCGCUCGAGAACCUUUCCGGCUCCGCCCGUAGUGCGUUCAAGCAGGCCAUCCAAUUACUUCGCCGCGAUCAUCGCUUGCGAUCGAGUUGCCACCUGUGCAGCAAUCAGGACGCCUAGGUGUGUUCAGGCCAAUGUCGGGGAAAUUCCGUGGGAACUGACCAUCUGCGCACUUUUUGCGAUAUCCGUGCUGCAUCGACUUUCCUGAUAGGACACGCAUAGUUCUUGCGUGUGCUUCAGUCUCAAACGUUGUCUUGACAGAAGAGGGACUGCUGCGAUCCGCUUCAGCUAUUCUCUUGCCGCUUUCAGGUCCCAAACCAAACGUCUUCGGCGUGCGUGCGCUCCUUCUUGCCCCCACGUCUGGAUCACUGUCAGCUCACUGCAUCACCACGGUCUCCCAAACAACGUCAGCUCAAAGCUGAGGCUGCAAAGCGCCAAUGA
This is a messenger RNA of Ceraceosorus bombacis, 3191 nucleotides long. Lineage: Eukaryota; Fungi; Basidiomycota; Exobasidiomycetes; Ceraceosorales; Ceraceosoraceae. The record is from the annotation of a GenBank genome assembly.